Molecule: messenger RNA, 1424 nt
Organism: Manihot esculenta (cassava)
Lineage: Eukaryota; Viridiplantae; Streptophyta; Magnoliopsida; Malpighiales; Euphorbiaceae
Product: zinc finger CCCH domain-containing protein 14
Exons: 3
Coding region: 220-1101 (293 amino acids)
Molecular function (GO): mRNA binding; metal ion binding
Source: RefSeq, a predicted model, not a curated record
UGCUCUACAUCUUUCGAGCCCUAUCACUUCUUUUCCUUCCUCUUUGAAAAACCCUUUUCUAGGGUUAGGGUUUUUGCUGCUUCUCUUAAAUAUAGCUUCCCAAUUUGGGUUUUUCUUCUCUACUUCUCAAUAUUGAGGUUUAGUUCAUCUAUUCUUUGUUACGGUUUCGCGCUUCUAUUCUUUCUGUGGAUCUAGAUCUGCAAUCCUAAUAUUAAAUCGAUGAUGAAUGCAAAAAAGAGAGGGAGGCCUGAAGUUGCUAAUGGUGGAUUCAAGAAAUCUAAGCAAGAAAUGGACUCCUUAUCAACUGGUGUAGGAAGCAAAUCGAAGCCAUGCACCAAAUUUUUCAGUACUGCUGGAUGUCCAUUUGGUGAGAGCUGCCAUUUUUUGCACUAUGUUCCGGGCGGUUACAAUGCUGUGGCCCAGAUGAUGAAUCUUCCCCCAGCUGUCACUCCAGUGUCCAGAAACAUGGCUGCCCCACCGGCGAUUCCUAAUGGUUCUGCUCCAUCUGCAGUUAAGAGCCGCUUGUGCAACAAAUAUAAUACUGCUGAAGGUUGCAAGUUUGGUGACAAAUGCCAUUUUGCACAUGGCGAGUGGGAACUUGGCAAGCUUAUUGCUCCAUCACAUGAAGAUCCUCGAGCAAUUGGAACUGUUCCAGGCCGUAUGGGUGGUCGGAUGGAACCCCCUCCACCUGGUCCUGCUGCUAGCUUUGGUGCCUCGGCCACUGCAAAAAUCAGUGUGGAAGCUUCUCUUGCUGGAGCCAUCAUUGGGAAGGGCGGUGUGCAUUCCAAGCAGAUCUGCCGCCAAACAGGAGCCAAGUUAUCCAUCAGGGAACAUGAGACAGAUCCUAAUCUUAGGAACAUUGAAUUUGAGGGAUCAUUUGAACAGAUUAAGCAAGCUAGCUCCAUGGUUUCAGAACUAAUUGCCAGCCUUAGUUCUGCAAAUGCCCCCGGAAAAACCAUUGGAGCGCCUGCAGGCCAUGCCCAUCCAGGUAGCAACUAUAAAACUAAGAUGUGUGAAAAUUUUACCAAAGGAUCUUGCACCUUUGGUCAAAGAUGCCAUUUUGCUCAUGGAGCUGCUGAAUUACGCAAGUCAGGGAUGUGAUGAGGCAAAUCAGUUUUUGUAGCUAGUUCAUUGCACAAGCUGUGUGCCAUCUCUGUAUUAAUGAGAGCUUUGUAUUAAGUGCUGGCUGUGCAGUGUUACUAAAUGACAGUGAUGAAACUUUGAUAAACUUGAGUUUUGGGUUACUUAUAUUAGAACCGUUGUAGCUUUGGCGGCUCGUUUACCUCCUUUAGAAUUCUGUAGGAGUGUUGUGCUUUGUGAGUUUGAUCGCAUUGGACAUGUUUUUGGUGGCACCGUUCGAUAUUGUCCUACUCGCAAAAAAUCCUGCAAUUAGAACAUUUCUUAGUGUUUAAUUUGUGACUGAA